This is a messenger RNA of Oncorhynchus nerka (sockeye salmon), 4833 nucleotides long. Its product is annotated as guanine nucleotide-binding protein G(t) subunit alpha-2-like. Gene Ontology annotation, molecular function: G protein-coupled receptor binding; GTPase activity; G-protein beta/gamma-subunit complex binding. Bases 3173 to 4231 code for a protein of 352 amino acids. NCBI's taxonomy places the organism in Eukaryota, Metazoa, Chordata, Actinopteri, Salmoniformes, Salmonidae. Gene Ontology annotation, cellular component: photoreceptor inner segment; heterotrimeric G-protein complex; photoreceptor outer segment. The transcript has 9 exons. Gene Ontology annotation, biological process: adenylate cyclase-modulating G protein-coupled receptor signaling pathway; detection of chemical stimulus involved in sensory perception of bitter taste. The record is from RefSeq and is a predicted model, not a curated record.
GAAGGGUGUAACUCAGCCGGGAAGGGUGUAACUCGGCGGGGAAGAGUGUAACUCAGUGGGACGGGUGUAACUCAUUGGGGAAACUCGCGGUGUUGUGGUGCGCAGAUGGCCCGGGUUCAAAGACCAUUUGAUCAUACGUGACAAUCAACAGUACCCUAAAAAGGUGCAACACGCUUGGGAUUGGCUCUGGAAGUCUGGGACUGGGUCACCCGCUUGGUAUUAAACUCUUGACAUGCAAAGCUUUGGGGUUGUUACAUGGCUGAGCAGGGUGACCCAGUUGCCCAAAACAAGCCACACUCCACCCACACAUAUGGCCAUCUGCCCAGCCUGUCCUUCCCUGGGUGGAACAUGGGCUCUGUGGGGGUAAUCUCCUCAAAAGAUCAGAACCUUGGUCUCACGCUCACGAAACCAUGGACUUAACACACCCGAUACAAAUAAUCGACUAAUCACUGUCUCUAUCUGGACCAUGACGAUUAGAUGAAUCAGGUGUGUUACUGCAGGGCUGUAUCAAAACCCUGCACACCCACUAGCUUUCCAGGACAGGAAUUGGAGAGGUUGUUAACCAUGGUCUAAGGUCAUGAUGAGGUACGUUAACCCUGUUCCAAUGGUCUAAGGUCAUGAUGAGGUAUGUUAACCCUGGUAUAAUGUUCUGAUGAGGUAGGUUAACCAUGGUCUAAGGUUCUGAUGAGGUAGGUUAACCCUGGUCUAAGGUCGUGAUGAGGUACGUUAACCCUGUUCUAAUGGUCUAAGGUCAUGAUGAGGUAGGUUAAUCCUGGUCUAAGUUCGUGAUGAGGUAGGUUAAUCCUGGUCUAAGUUCGUGAUGAGGUACGUUAACCCUGUUCUAAUGGUCUAAGGUCAUGAUGAGGUAGGUUAACCCUGGUCUAAGGUCGUGAUGAGGUACGUUAACCCUGUUCUAAUGGUCUAAGGUCAUGAUGAGGUAGGUUAACCCUGGUCUAAGGUCGUGAUGAGGUAUGUUAACCCUGUUCUAAUGGUCUAAGGUCAUGAUGAGGUAGGUUAACCCUGUUCUAAUGGUCUAAGGUCAUGAUGAGGUAGGUUACCCCUGGUCUAAGGUCGUGAUGAGGUAGAAUAAACCAGGGCUGGAUCAAAAGCCUGCACACCCCCAUACACUUACCCUUCUCACACUAUUGUGCCGACCCGAACCGUACUGUGCUAGCGCGGAGAUGUUCCUUUCACAUUGUCCUUACCAGCAACGAUGAUGAGUUAGAUUAACACUGGUCUAAGGUUGUGAUGAGGUAGAUUAACCCUGGUCUAAAGUCAUGGUGAGGUAGAUUAACCCUGGUCUACAGUUGUGAUGGAGUGGUGACGGUUCCAGCAACCAUGAUGGAUGCUUUGAGAUCAACACAGACAAACACAAAAAUAGUACUGAGACCCUCUGACCUCCAUAACUCCAACUCCAACAGACUGCCAGGUCUGUCAGCACCACAACAGUUAAAAACUUCUUAAGGAUUGGACCCCAUGCGUUUUUAAAAUAUGUAUUUUGAAUCAUCUUUGAAAUGCAAGAGAAAGGCCAAUAUAUGACUUAGGAAUCUAGGCGCAACAUAGAUUUUGGCCACUAGAUGGCAGCAGCAUAUGCACAAAGUUUUAGACUGAUUCAAUUAACCAUUGCAUUUCUGAUCAAAAUAUUGUAUCAAGACUGCCCAAAUGUGCUUAAUUGGUUUAUUAAUACAUUUUGAAGUUCAUAAUUGUGCAUUCUCCUCAAACAAUGGCAUGGUAUUAUUUCACUAUAAUAGCUACUGUAAAUUGGACAGUGCAGUUAGAUUAACAAUAAUUUAAGCUUUCUGCCCAUAUCAGAUAUGUCUAUGUCCUGGGAUUUUUUUUGGUUACUUAAAACCUCAUGCUAAUCACAUUAGCAUACGUUAUCUUAACCGUCCCGUGGGGGGGGGACUGAUCCCGUAGAGGCUAACCACUAGGCUACCUGCUGCCCCGUGCACAAAGCGAGAUCCAUACAGAAAUGGUUUGUCGAGAUCGGUGUGGAAUAACUUGACUGGCCUGCACAGGGCCCUGACCUCAACCCCCAUCGAACACCUUUGGGAUGAAUUGGAACGCAUACUGAAAGCCAGGUCUAAUCGCCCAACAUCCGUGUCCGACUUCACUAAUGCUCUUGUGGCUGAAUGGAAGCAAGUCCCCACAGCGAUGUUCCAACAUCUGAAGCCUUCCCAGAAGAGUGGAGGCUGUUAUAGCAGCAGAGGGGGGACCAUCUCCAUAUUAAAGCCCAUGAACAUACUUUUGUUUUUUUGGUCAACCUUUUUUCUGACCUAUUUCAGUCAUGAUUCUUUAGGUUUGUGUAUAUAAACUACAGUACUGGAAGCAUCAGCAUAGUAGGGGUUUGCACUUUUUAAAAAUCAUAUUAAAGGGGAAAUCUGCAGUUCUAACAAUACAAAAUCAAUUAACGCCCACUUUUGCAGGGUAAACAGCUGAGGGAUGGGGCUGGAGAAUUGUAACCACUCUUAAAAUCAUGGACACAUCUAUGGAUGCAUGGGACUGACCAUCCAGGAGAUGAGCCAUGUUUUGAAGCUACUGUAUUUGUUUACAAUUACAUUGAUAACAAUCAAUGGAGUUAAACAACAAGCUCAUGAGGCAUUAAGUUAUACUCUUCAAGAUUCAAUGGCUAUAUAUAAUGCAUUUUAAAGUCCUCAAAUGGAGGUACAAGUCCCCUUUAAUAAAUCUUAAACAUAAGUCCUGAAGAGCCAUUCUCUGGUGUCCAAGUUACAGAAAACGUAAACUACUUUCCUGGCUCCAAUGUAUCAACAGUCAGAAGAUCUCUCCAUCCCAAAUCCCCAACCAACCCUAGUGGAACCAAACUGGGCCUGCGUUGGUCUUUUCACUCCUAAUUAGCUGUGUUAAUAGGAUUUGGCUUCUGGUGUUUCCAUGUUGUAAGACAUGCGAUUUAAACCACAGAGAUAUUUAGCCUCUGAAGCUGCAGAGGAGCAACACUUUGACUUAGUGUCUCUUGAACAGUAGUCUACCUACUACCUAACAACUCAUUGUCUUUCUAUCAGGACAUCUAUUGAUAAUCUAACGGGUCUUCAAUCACCUCAACGACCUGUCAAUCAAUCGUCCUGUAGGAGAUUUUCUUGUUUUGUUGUAGCACGUUUAGUGACUACAAACCUGUUUCUGUGUAGCGAGGUACCCAGGACAACGAACCACCAAGAUGUCGAUGGACGAGCCUGAGGAUCUGGAGAUGGAGGGAGAGGAGGGGAUAGACGCCAAGGAGCUGAAGAAGGAGCUGGCUGAGUCCAAGGCAGUUAAAGUGCUGAUGCUGGGUGCUGAGGAGUCGGGGAAAAGCACCAUCGUAAAACAAAUGAAAAUCCUCCACCUGGGUGGUUUUAAUAAGGAGGAGAAGGUGAUGUACAGAGAGGUGAUCUUUGGUAACAUCCUGCAGUCAGCUCUGUCCAUCGUCAGAGGCAUGGGCAUCCUGGGGAUCAAGUACGGAUCACCAGCCGCAGAGGAUGAGGGCAAGAAGCUGGAGAACCUUUCCAACUCUACUGAAGAGGGCACCAUGCCUCCUGAGCUGGCUGAGUGCAUCAAGAAGUUGUGGCUGGACCCUGGCAUCCAGGAGUGUUUUGAGAGAGCAGCUGAAGGCUACCAGCUCCUCGACUCCGCUCACUACUUCCUCAGUGACCUUGACCGCAUCACCGUGGCUGACUUGACCCCCAGUGACCAAGACAUCCUACGGUGCAGGAUCACGACCGGCGGGGUUAACGAGGAGAGGUUCAUCUGCAGAGACAUCCAAUUCAGGAUGUUUGAUAUGAGCGGUAGAAGAGAAGAGAGGAAGAAGUGGAUCCACUGUUUCCAGGGCGUCCAUUGCGUCCUGUUCUGUAGUGCCCUCAGCGCAUAUGACCUGGUGCUGCUGGAGGACGAGGAAAUGAACCGCAUGCACGAGUCUCUCCACCUAUUCAACAGUAUCUGCAACCACAGGUUCUUCGAGGACACCAUCCACGUGCUCUUCCUCAACAAGAAGGACGUCUUCCAAGAGAAGAUCAAGCAUGUCCACCUCAAUGUCUGCUUCCCCGACUACGAUGGGCCAAAUACAUACGAAGACGCCAGUAACCACGUGAAGAUGCAGUUUGAGUCUCUGAACUUGAAGCAGGCGGAGAAACCCAUCUAUACCCACGUCACCUGCGCUGUAGACACACAGGACGUGAACCAGGCCUUCGACACAAUCACAGACAUCAUCAAAAUCAAUCUAAAAGACGCCGGGCUGUUCUGAGGCAGCUCCUGAUUGAAGAACUUCCUUCCUUCCAUCCAUCAGCCAACCCCUUGGUUUUAUUUGGCCACUGUGCUGAAGGAGGUGGACAGUCGAUGGACAACUGCUUAUCGGCUGUCACCAUCACCACCUCCGAACCCUGGUUCCUCGGACGCUUCCUCUACAUCGACAGCAUCAAAGCCUUAACAUCAAGGCCAUUGGAUUGAAAGAGUAUCAAAACAUUUGUACAAAAAUUAAAUUUAAAAAAAGGAAAAUGACAUAAGGCAGCAGCAGGCCAUAAGCUCUUCUAUGAGUGAGGCAUUGGACAGGACUUAAAUUGUGGAAUGUACCUUUAAAUCCCUGAAGCUAGUGUUUUUGUCUUACCUUCAGUAGUCUCCUGUGGUCUCCAUUUUAUUGUUAAAAAAAAGUUAUAAAGUAAACAGUUGAAAUUUCAAUAUUUCAAAAGUCUAUUUUAAUCUAUUUUAAUAGAAUAAUAAUCUUACACUUUGUAAAUAAUUAGACCAAUCUUUAUUUUAAGAAAGACAUCUGAAGUACUGUGAGAAAGAAGGGAUCUUGUCUUUUUGUGAUGUGUGGACACAUAAAAUAAAGAUGCAUAUACUUCCCUG